Messenger RNA from Nothobranchius furzeri (turquoise killifish), 4573 nucleotides. It is a transcript of the gene znf628, whose product is annotated as zinc finger protein 628. NCBI's taxonomy places the organism in Eukaryota, Metazoa, Chordata, Actinopteri, Cyprinodontiformes, Nothobranchiidae. The record is from RefSeq and is a predicted model, not a curated record. Gene Ontology annotation, biological process: regulation of gene expression. Gene Ontology annotation, cellular component: nucleus.
UUGGAAGGCGGUGUCGGGCGGACGACUUCUGUUAGUUUGCGCUGUGUUUAUUGUUAAGGUUGUGUGGAUUAGCACUGCAGGACCCAGUUUCCUGUACUAAUAUUUACAUUAUCACCCGAGGAUGCGUUAAAAGGGCGCGACUUGUUCCAGCAUCACUACUUGGUAUGGCAUCUGUGGUUUCCAGGGGCUAACAAGAAUGGAAUCUCUUAGUAAAAUGAAUGAAAAAAAGGUGAAGCUCAAACCAUGAUGCUGCACCAGACCUGAGCCCCACUUGCUUCCAAGGAACUCUCUCAUCUGAUGGCUAACUCUGUGGCCUUGGUGGUCCAUGCAGAACUCCUUCCACCUCAGUCCAGCCCUUCCCUCUCCUCUUUCCCUUCCCUUCUUGGCUCAGGAGAGGAUGGGGAGGACGACAGGGAAAGAGCAGAGCUGGUGGAGGAGGAAAAGGAGGUAGUAGAAGGAGGACAGGAGGUGGUUCUGGACAUCGUAACGUCGGCUCAGCAGUCAGAGCAGUCGGAUCAUCCUUUCCAGUGUCAGGACUGUGGAAAAAGCUUCAGGUGGUCAUCUCGACUGACCCACCACCAGCGCAGCCACAACAACGAGCGACCCUACCGCUGCAACCUCUGCCCCAAGGCCUUCAAGGGCUCCUCUGCUCUGCUUUACCACCAGCGGUCUCACUCAGGAGAGAAGCCUUAUAAAUGCCAGGACUGCGGCAAAGCCUUCAAACGCUCGUCUCUUCUCCAGGUCCAUCAGAGUGUUCACACUGGAGUCCGUACCUUCGUGUGCCCGUACUGCCCCCUGACCUUCAAAUGGAGUUCUCACUACCAGUACCACCUGCGCCAGCACACUGGAGAGUGCCCAUACCCGUGCGAUACUUGCUCCAAAGCUUUCAAGAACUCAAGCAGCCUGCGGCGACACAAAAACGUACAUCUCGGCCUCAAGCCGUACACGUGCCAAGUGUGUAACAAGUCCUUCACCCAGUCUACGAACCUGAGGCAGCACAUGAGGAUACACACGGGCGAGAGGCCGUAUGUCUGCGGCGAGUGUGGGCGGAGCUUCACUCAUUCGUCGAACCUGGCGCUGCACAAGAACUCCCAUUCCAACCUCAACACUGGAGCCAAGGAGAGCAAGAGGGGAGAGGAGGCACGGAAGGGGAGAGGGAUAGUGCAGGUGGUGGUUGGGACAGAGGACGUGACAUCAUCCAUGCUUACAGACAUGGUCGGGUUUGUGAGCCAAGAAGGAACUGAUGGCGUCGGUGUGGGGAUGGAAGAAGUGUUUUUGUCAACCAUGUCCUCCGGUCAGAACUCAGGCCCUUUCCCCCAGCUCACACUCACUCCUUCUGGGGAGGACGUGUGCACAUCCCGGGCCAUCGGGACAGAGGUGCACCUGAGCACCAACACCGGGGCCAGUGUGCUGCUGUACAGCUGUGGCAGCUGCAGCCAUACGUUUGGCACACGGACAGAGUUAGAGGAGCACCAGGUCAUCCACAUGGCUCCUGUGGCGCAUGGGGCUGGUGGAGAGGCAGGACAUGUUGGCGAUGGGCUUGUGGGAGCUGGACACCUGCUGGCUGACUUUGAGGAGGUGGUGGAGACUACGUCAGUCGCAGAAGUUGGACACACGGCAGAGGUGCUCCUUGGUUUAACAGAAGGAACAGAUGGCUGCGGCACUACUGUGGGCACCACCCAGGCCAAGUUUGACCUGCUGCAGAGUUUCACCGAGGUGACUCAGAGCUCGGAGGCCGUUCCGCCAGAGCCCAGAACCGCAUGGGCAGGGCUGUCCUGUGGCUAUUGCAACAAGGCCUUCAAGACCAGUGGAGGCCUCAACAGGCAUGUGUCGCUGAUGCAUUCUCUUUCAUCGCAGUCUCGCUCCCAGUUCAGCUGCUCCGCCUGCGAUCGCUCGUUUCCUCUUCUUUCGUCGCUCCUCACCCAUCAGCAUUCCCACACCCCGGAGCAGCGCCUCCUGGCCGAGGCGGAGGCCGAGAUCGUGUGUCCUCCGUCCCUUUCCCUGUCCCUCCCCCUGCCCUCCUCUCCCGGCCAGGCCGACAAGCAGCAGGAGAACCAGAGGGAGAUCCAUGUCGACAUCAUUGCAGUCGGCGAGGAGCAGGAGGAGCACCCGCCCAAACCUACCAAAGCCCAAAAGAAGGCAGGAGCUAGCAAGAGCACUCCUGCUGGAGAGAGGCCGUAUCGCUGUUCUGAAUGCGGAAAAGCCUUCAAAGGUUCCUCUGGGCUGAAGUACCACAUGAGGGACCACACGGGUGAGAGACCUUACCGCUGCACCGAGUGUGGAAAACGCUUCAAGAGAUCCUCGCUGCUCUCCAUCCAUCAGCGGGUGCAUACAGGAGUCCGGGCGUUCCAGUGUCCCCACUGCCCUCUCACAUUCAAAUGGAGCUCUCACUACCAGUACCACUUAAGGCAACACACGGGUGAGAGGCCAUAUGUGUGUAAAGAGUGUGGCAAGUCCUUCAAGAACACCAGCUGCCUGCGGAGACACAGUCAGAUGCAUUCAGGACUGAGGCCUUACACCUGCUCCAUCUGCUCCAAGUCUUUCUCCCAGACAUCAAAUCUGAAGCAGCAUGAACGCACUCAUUCUGGCGAGCGGCCCUUCCAGUGCACACACUGCAGUAAAAGCUUUACGCACUCCUCCAACCUGCAGCUCCACCUUCGCACGCAUUCGUCUCGCAAGGACUUCAAAUGCCCGCACUGCUCCAAGGAGUUUGUCAUGCACUCGUAUUUGCAGAGACACAUCCGUACCCACAGCAACACCGCUUCCGUUUCCACGCCUGGCGGUGGAGGUAAAGACGGCGUGGCGGUGAAAGCUAGUGUGGGAGGAGUCACAGCCACCACAACCCUGCUCAAUCCCAUCACGCUGGAAACCUCGGGGAACAGCGGCAGUCUGAUUGUGUCCCAGCCGGCUCUUAAUAUCCCCCCCAACACCUCCCAGAACUACUUUAUGAUUCAGACAACCAACGGCCUGCAGCUUAUUCCUCUGUCGUCCCCUACACCCACUCCUCCACCACCACCGCCUCCUCCUCCGUCGCAGUCACAGAACUUUAUCCUCCUUCAGUGUCCCUCCAAUAACAGCGGCCCGUCUAGAUUGAUUCUCCUCCCCACAGCGAACAAUCCUCCACCAGAUCCACAGCCUCUUCCUGUUCUUCAGACCAUUCAAGCAUUCCAGCCUGUCCUCAACCACACACAGACUCCGAUACACCAGUUUUCUGCCGUCUCUCAGCAACAGCAACCCACCAAGAUCAUAGUUAGCAACGCCGCGCACACUCCGGUGUCCACGCCGACUCACAGCAUCCCACCGGGAUCCCUGUUGACCAGGCCCAUCUUAGGGAGGAGCAUCCGGACGGCGCGGGGCAGACGGGGCCGCAAACCCAAGGCUGCUCUUCAGAAAUCCUCACCGGCUCCCGUCAGUCAGACUGAAGGUGGAGCUGUUCCAGGAACAAAGUGUAAUGUUGGGGAUCAGAAUGCUGCUAACGCCGACAACGUUUCAUCACCAGCAUCCCAGUCCACCGACUCCCACCUUCCCCUGUCGACAUCUGAACUCGGUGGAGAGAGAAAAGCACUCGUGCUUCAGACUGAGACCGACGGGCAAGAGAAUAAUGAAAAGGGUGAAGAUUUGCAAAGGAUGGUGUCUCUUCUGCAUGAAUGGGAUAGGGAAAAACAGGGUGGAGGUCACGGGGAUCAGGGGAAGUCAUAUGUUCUCCGUUUCCACGCUGGGCCACAGGAUGGUGCUUCAUCCACUUCUUCCUUCAGCCAGGAGCAAGACGGCAGCGUGGAGCUUUCCUGCACGCCUGCCCAUGCUUUUGUACCCCUUGACGGGCAGCAGGUGGUGUUUAAUUUGGAUGAUGGAACCAAGAUGGAGCAAGAGGAUGAGGGGGGUAUGCAGAUGAUAGCUCUGAUUGAACGAGGGGGAGAAAUGAUGGGGGAAGAGGGGGCGAGGUGCAGUGCUGCCAUCGACGAGGAAGACGGUGAAAUGGAAAGUAUAUUUCAGCUGGAAAAUGGAGAUGAGAUCGUAAUCAUUGAGGUCAGCACCAGCAGCCUCAGAGAAGGAGGGACGGAGAGAGGAGUGGAGGGGCAGAUGUCACCAGGAAGCGAUGAGAAAUAUGAAAGUGGAACAGCAGAUGUGAAGGAGAACUCUGUGAAAGAACACGGCUCUCCGGACAGCACAGAGGUGCAGUUGUCAGCCGAAGCCACAAUAAAAAGCAGCUCUAUAUCUAACUCUGAGGUGGAGAUGUUCUCCUAGGUGAGAACAGGGUUUGUGAUGACGUGGACGCCUCACUUUGUGGGCCAUUUGGUAGCACUUUAGUCAUUUAUUUUCACCGGGAACUGAGAGCAAUCAUGCAGUUUGAUGAGCAUUGUGUUGUAAUGCAACGGUGCCACAACUAGAAAUGUUAUACAUUCAAAAAGGCUGAGCAAGGACCUCUGAUUACUCCUAAAUAUAAUAAUUAACUUAUACUGUCACUGGCAGUUUGUUCAAGUACAUAUGAUUUUGUGAAUAAAUGUUGUACAUGCCCAACUUUUCACAGUGUUAAUAGCAAAUAGUACGGCUUAUUAAUAAAUCUGAUACAAUA